AUGACGCCAGAAAGUGACAUGACGUCUUCUUCCAUGACUCCAGAAAGCACCUGUGACAAUGGCGGCACCCUGGGAACAGGGCCAGUGUGCUUCGCCGUCCGGGUUCUCUGGGGACGGCUGUCAGUUCAGUUGCCUCAACGAGGACAAUUCAGUGGCGAUAACGUCAAGUUGCCAGUUGCCCCAGGCACUUUAUGGUCCUGGUUAUGUAGGAGACUGAAGGUGGGCAUGGAAGUGUCUUGUCGAUUCAGGAGUUCUCGCCGAGCCUCAAUGACAAACACUUCUCAGCCUACAGGGAUUUCAACAAGACCUUCUGGAAUCAGGAAUGGCAGCAUCGUGGUGGACUACCUGGUCCUGCUGGAGCUGCCCUUCAGCACCCAGCUGGUAAGCCAGUACGAGCAGGCGCAGACGACGCUGAAGGAGGCGCUGCAGAAUGCCAGCCAGGAUGCGGACAGCUGCCAGGACUCCCAGACCCUGUGUUUUAAGCCUGACUCCAUCAAGGUGAACAACAACAGCAGGACAGAGCUGACCCCGAAAGCCAUCUGCCGCCGCGCCGCUCCCGCGGGCUAUGAGGAGUUCUACUUCCCCUUGGUGGAGGCCACCAGGCUCCGCUGUGUCACCAAUUGCACGUCGGGCGUGGACAACGCCAUCAACUGUCACCAGGGCCAGUGCGUUCUGGAGAGGAGCGGUCCCACCUGUCGCUGCUACUCCACGGACACGCACUGGUUCUCCGGCCCGCGCUGCGAGGUGGCCAUCCACUGGAGGGCGCUGGUCGGGGGCCUGACGGCGGGCGCCGCGCUGCUGCUGCUGCUGCUGCUACUAGCGCUGGGUGUCUGGGCAGUGCGCUCCGGACUGUGGAGCUGCCAGUACCUAGACCGGUCCUGGGACCAGGACAGGAAAUGGUUCGAGACCUGGGAUGAGGAAGUCGUGGGCACUUUUUCAAACUGGGGUUUCGAGGUCGACGGAACAGACAAGGAUGAAAAUUUCCGUGUGGCCUUGGAGAACGUGGACACCACUAUGAAGGUGCACAUCAAGAGACCCGAGAUGACCUCAUCCUCAGUGUGAGCCCUGUGGGCCCCGUCACCAUCCCCUCUGCCCUGCCUGGGACACAAGGCUCUGCACUGCGUCCAUUUCAAGUGGUGGCCCCAGAACGGGAGCAGCCCAGGCACCUGCUGUUCUUGGGCAAAAUGAGACUGUUCCCCCAAAUCCCAUCCUUGUCUUUCCAACUUGGCUGAAACCCACCAGGAGACACAGUUCAGGUGCAGGCUCUUCCACUGUGGAACCUUGGGCAAGUCAGUAAGGAGCCUCAGUUUCCUCACCUGCAAAAUGGGUACAACAUUCCUGUGUGAUAUCUCACACCAUUGUUGUGUAAACCACAUGGACUUGGUCAAUUCUGGGUCCUACUCUGCCCUCCCGUCUCAGCCCUCAUGUUGCCAUUGCCUCUCUCGGAUCCUCCAAUCCUCAUGUCCUUCGCCUGGUCUCCGGCCCUGGUUCCUAUUUUCUCUCAAUUCCCUACUGCCUGUUUCUUACUUUGAACCUGGAGGCAGCCUGCAGCCCAUCCCAUCUCCUGUCCUCUCCUGAUCUAACUCCCUGCUGUGUCUCUUGCUCUCAUUCCUUAGAUGUCCUCUCCUUCUGACACCGUUCCUUCAAGCAUCCUGCCCCCCAGUCCCCCAGCCCUAAAUCCUCCCUCCUCUCCUCACAUCCUGGUCCCUAGCAAGGUAUAGAUAGCCUCUGUGUCUUAGGGUACCCCAGCUGCUGUUCCCCCCAUCACCCCGUUGCCCAAUUCCCUGUUUCUCUUGCUCUCAUUCCUUGUAUCUUCUCCCCUUCUGAGCCGGUCCAUUAGUUGGUUCUGCCCCCCACUCCCCCUGCCCUAAAUACCCCAGCUGCUGUUCCCCCCAUCACCCUGCUGCCUGAUUCUUUAUUCUCCACCUCUUUCUCUCACCCCUGGAGCCCCGAGGGUGGGGGCAGGGCAUGAGUUCCCCAGUCCCCAAGGAAAGGCAGCCCCCUCAGUCCCCCUCCUCCUCACUCCCUUCGAUCUUCCUCCCCUCUCACCUCACCACUGCCUUUUAAACCCAUCCCCUCCCUUUUCCUUCCUCCGUCCCUCUCUCCCUGAUGUCACCUCGAUUGAUUCCUGAUUCCUGCCAUAACUCUGAGUCCUGAAAUCCUCAAUCUCCUUGGCCGUGAAGAUCGGCUUCGGGGACCGGAAGUCGGCGCAUCUCCAGGUCUCCAUGUGAACACAAUAUAGAGUUUACUGUAAAAGAAAC
Cercocebus atys (sooty mangabey) is the source of this 2261-nucleotide messenger RNA. RefSeq names its product mucin-3B-like. Gene Ontology annotation, biological process: nervous system development. The record is from RefSeq and is a predicted model, not a curated record. The coding region runs from base 1 to 1062 and encodes 353 amino acids. NCBI's taxonomy places the organism in Eukaryota, Metazoa, Chordata, Mammalia, Primates, Cercopithecidae. The transcript has 10 exons.